ACGACAUCCAUCAUUGAGCAGGUGAGAUGAACAGAGUCUUCCAGUUUGAAUUUACGUCUAGGCUUCAUAACAACUAGGCUUUAUAACAAAUAAACGAUAUAGCUACGUUUCAGGGACCAGUGCUGACACCAUGUCCCACUCCGCAGGCUUUUCGAAUCCUCUGCUGUACUAAAACAAGUUUACACGUAGCCACGUCCUUUUGAAAUUCUGUGAGGCGAUGGAAAGUCUGGCAAUUAAUUGUUAGAACGGCUUGCUAUACGCGCAAGUGACUGUAGGGUUCUAAUACUGCAGAAAUGAAAACCCAGUCUAUUCUUGUUCGUAUCCUCCACAAGAAAGUGAUCCAUCCAGUGAAAAGACAGACAGUUGGAACCGCUGUAAUAUGAGAAGGGACGAACCAUUGGUUCUUAAAGCAAAAUCUUUUGUGGAAUUUUCCGCUUCUCUGUCAUGACAUGUCCUCGUAAAACUGACAACUCGCUUAAACUCUCAAGUGAGCCUGUGUUAAAUAACAGUCAACCAUAACUUGUCAUUAGAGGGCAGCGCGACAUAUAACUGCAGACACAACUCAAGUUAGGAGCAACUCAAGUUAGGAGCACGAAAAGAAGGACGACACUAAAAGAAUGGCUUCAAAUACAGAAACGCACAUCAAAGACAAAGAUCCCCUGGAUGGCCCACCUGUGGACUUUGCUGCUACUGAAAGCUUUCUACAACAAUCCAUGACUAUUAUUUUAGAAGAUGCAGUGAAGAAAGCCACUGAUGUCAAACAAAAGGUUUGUGAGUGGCACUCUCCAGAGGAGCUGAAGGAGCUUCUGGAUCUGGAGCUUAGAGACUGUGGAGAGUCUGAGGCAAGGAUCCUGGAGCGGUGCAGAGAUGCCAUCAGAUACAGUGUCAAGACCACUCAUCCUCAUUUCUUCAACCAGCUGUAUGCAGGGCUGGAGCCAUACUCCCUGGUGGCCAGCUUCAUCACUGAUUCCCUCAAACCCAGCUUGUACACCUAUGAGGUGUCUCCAGUCUUCACUCUGAUGGAGAAUGCUGUGCUCAAGAAGCUGAUAGAGAUAGUUGGCUGGGAGGAAGGAGGAGAUGGACUCUUUAAUGCAGGUGGGUCGAUGUCCAACAUGUAUGCCAUGAACCUAGCCAGGUACCGUCAGUUUCCUGAAAUCAAGGAGCUUGGAAACUCUGCGGCUCCCCGGCUGGCGGUGUUCACAUCACAAGAGUGUCAUUACUCCAUCUCCAAAGCUGCAGCUUUAAUGGGAAUCGGCACAAAGAAUGUCUUUGUGGUUCCGUCUGAUAAGAGAGGAAAGAUGAUUCCCUCUGCUCUUGAGGAGCAAAUCAACUCCGUUAAAAGUGAGGGUGGAGUUCCCUUCAUAGUGAACGCCACAGCGGGGACCACUGUCCUUGGAGCCUUCGAUCCUAUUGACGAAAUUGCAGACAUCUGUGAGAAAUACAAACUGUGGCUGCAUGUGGAUGCAUGUUGGGGUGGAGCAGUUCUCUUGUCCAACAAGCACAAGCUGCUGAUGAAAGGCAUUCACAGAGUCGACUCUGUUGCCUGGAACCCUCACAAGAUGCUGAUGGCCUGUCUGCAAUGCUCAGCUUUCCUGGUCAAAGACAAAACUCGUCUCCUCCAGCGCUGUCACUCCGCUCGGGCCUCCUACCUCUUUCAGCAGGACAAGUUCUACGACUUGAGCUACGACACCGGGGACAAGUCUGUCCAGUGCAGCAGGAAGCCAGAUGCCUUCAAAUUCUGGCUCAUGUGGAAGGCUUUGGGACCCAGCGAGCUGGAGCAGAGGGUGGACAGAGCUCUCGCCAUGGCCAGGUAUCUUGCAGAUGAAAUUACAAAAAGGGAAGGCUUCCGCCUUUUAAUGGAGCCUGAAUACGCAAAUGUUUGCUUCUGGUACAUCCCGCCAAGUCUGAGAGACCUGCCAGAUGGCCCAGAGUUCCAGGAAAAACUACACAAUGUGGCGCCAGUUGUUAAGGAGCGCAUGAUGAAGAAGGGCAGCAUGAUGGUGGGCUACCAGCCCCACAGAGGCCAAGCCAACUUCUUCAGGAUGGUGGUGAUCAGCCCUCAGGUCAGCAGGCAGGACAUGGACUUUGUCCUGGAUGAGAUACACAGGCUGGGAAAGGACUUAUGAUAUGCUGACAUAUCUUCUGAAAGUUUAUAAAGAAUCAUUUGCGGAAUUGUGUCCCUGCAUAUCUUGUAUUAACAACUCCAUCUGAGUUGAAAUUUGUUCUUGGAAUAUAUUACUUGUGCCCUCAAUGACUCCUCCUCAUAUUUUCAAUUGAGGAAGCUGUUGAUAUCAUGAGUGUAAAAAGCAAAGGAAAAUGAAACAAGUUUGGGAUUUGGGGUUUAGAGUUGUGUUAUGCAAGUAGUUUUCAGCACACAGUGUUGUAAGAGUGCAGCAUUAUUUCCAUGUCAUCUUCAGAUUCAUAUUUUGUCAGAAGUAUAUUUUCAUGGAACUGGAACAAUAAUAAACCAACUAUCUCUGAUCAUUCUGAA
This is a messenger RNA of Gambusia affinis (western mosquitofish), 2491 nucleotides long. RefSeq names its product acidic amino acid decarboxylase GADL1-like. Gene Ontology annotation, cellular component: cytoplasm. The transcript has 15 exons. Gene Ontology annotation, molecular function: pyridoxal phosphate binding; carboxy-lyase activity. The coding region runs from base 618 to 2126 and encodes 502 amino acids. Gene Ontology annotation, biological process: carboxylic acid metabolic process. The record is from RefSeq and is a predicted model, not a curated record. Lineage: Eukaryota; Metazoa; Chordata; Actinopteri; Cyprinodontiformes; Poeciliidae.